Molecule: messenger RNA, 9318 nt
Organism: Acipenser ruthenus (sterlet)
Lineage: Eukaryota; Metazoa; Chordata; Actinopteri; Acipenseriformes; Acipenseridae
Product: AT-rich interactive domain-containing protein 1B-like
Exons: 22
Coding region: 263-8164 (2633 amino acids)
Biological process (GO): positive regulation of DNA-templated transcription; chromatin remodeling; regulation of transcription by RNA polymerase II
Cellular component (GO): SWI/SNF complex; nBAF complex; brahma complex
Molecular function (GO): nucleosome binding; DNA binding
Source: RefSeq, a predicted model, not a curated record
GCCAGAGGCUCAGGCAGACAUGCAUUUACUUAUAUCCGGGUAAGAGAGGAAAAGAAAAAAAGUUAUUUCAUUUAACCCUGAACAAAAACUUUCAAUUUGAAAUCACAGCGCAGCGGCAGACACAGACAGUGAGACAUUACCAGUUUCUUUUUCUUUAUCUCUCAGCUAGAACUUUACGGUUUGCAAAGGUUACGUUUUUAUUUAAAUCUCAAGUUUUUGUUUCUGCUUGCAUGAAUGAUAACUGAAAACAUAUUGAAAUGAAAUGUCAGCGCAAGUAGCUGCAGCUCCAGCGACUUCGAACAAUAAAAGCGCGAGUUUAUCAAGCAGUCUGAGUCGGGAUUUAGACCCUGUGAAACCGGGCGCAGGACCGAGAUCUGGAUCAAUGCUGCUGGGAGUUGGAGAUGGGACUAGUACUAAUAUGAAUAAUGUAGAUCACCAUUAUCAUGGAAUGAACACGACCAAUACAACGUCUGCUGCUGCUUCUACAAAUACAAACUCAGACCCGAGAGAGAAAGCAGGUAGGAAUAAUCAUAAUAAUCACCAUCAUCCAGCUCUGUCUGCUGCUGCUUCGAGUAUGGAGACGGGUUUGAUAGCGAAUCAUACACAGAAACAUGUUGGUGUCGGAGAUCCCCCUCCUCCGGCUCACCGCCAUAUACCAGCACCGCCGCCGCAGCAGCAGCAACAGCAAUUUAAUCAAUUUCAGCAGCACCGUCCACAUCAAUUUCAGAAUAGCAGCAGCCAGACACAGGCACAAGCCGAACCAGAGAACAAGCAGCAUCGAGGGAAAGACAAUAUUCUGGGAAGUCAGGUCGCGCAGCAGCAGCAAAUGCUGAAUAAAAGUGAGGAGGAAGCAGAGGAGCUGCCCUGCAAACCGGCGGAUCAGAUGGGCAGCAAGUACGAGCAAGCCAGCUUGGGACCCCCGAACAACAACACCAACAACCAACAAAGUAGCGCAGGGAGCAGCACUGUUUCAGAGUGUCAUCGCUAUUAUGGCAAUGCGAGAGGGGGGCCUCGCUUUGAUCAACAUGGCGGACAACAAAGCCCUGGGAUGGGGGUGAUGCAUCCUUCAGCUCCCAGCAGCAUGGAUCCCUCGCAAAACUCCCACGAAGCUUACCAGAACAGCCAGUACAACCACUACCCGAACUACAGACCGGGCUACGGCACGAUGAGCUCUCCAAGGCAGGGCAAUAGCAUGGGUCCGGGCAGUAAUACUAUUGCUGCUGCUGCUGCCAGUCACCACGGCAAAGCGACUGCUAUGGCUGCUGCUGCUGCUCAUAGUAAUGUUGGGGGGUUUCACAGAUUUCCAGGACAAAGCCAGCACCCUUCAGGGGCGACCCCGACGUUGAACCAGCUCCUGACGGCCCCCAGCGCAAUGAUGAGGGGCUAUGGCACUAGCUAUCCAGAUUAUAACAGCCCAAGUACACCCCUUCAUCAUCAUCAACAACAACAGCAGCCACCUGGCCUGGCCGUGGGCAUGGGCAGAGACGUGAGUUCACAGUAUGAGUCUGCAACCCAGGGCUGGGCACUACAACAAAGAACGCACCCAGCGAUGAGCCCAGGGAACACCAUGAGUAGAGCGCAGACCAAUGCAAUGGAUCCAAUGGUGAUGAAGCAAACGCAGCUGUAUGGGAUGAACAGCAACCCCUAUUCGCAGCAGCAGCAGGGCGGGACCUAUCCAGGCCAGCCAUACGUAUCCCCUCCUCCCCACAGAUACCCAAUGGGAAUGCAGGGCGGGAACCAGGAAGGAAUGGGCGGAAUGCAGUACUCACAACAACAGCAGAUGCCUCCUCAGUAUAGUCAGCAAGGCCUGCAGUCGUACUACAGCCCCCCACAGCAGCCAGCGUUACCGGCACAGCCUGCACACAUGCAGCAGAAGCUCCCGCCCCAGCAGGGUGUUUCUCAUGAAGGCUAUGGGAACAGAAGCCAGCUCUCCAUGACUCCAGGAAAACCCAACCACGUGGACAGGAGUCUAGUACAGCAAGAGAGACCGUCCAGGAGUCUAGUACAGCAAGAGAGACCAUCCAGGAGUCUAGUACAGCAGGAGAGACCGUCCAGGAGUCUAGUUCAGCAGGAGAGACCGUCCAGGAGUCUAGUACAGCAGGAGAGACCGUCCAGUUUGCCUGACCUAUCUGGUUCCAUCGAUGACUUGCCCACAGGAACCGAAGCCGCUGUGAGCUCUGCUGUCAGUACCUCGGGCUCCACAAGCAGUCAGGGGGAGCAGAGCAACCCAGCGCAGUCUCCCUUCUCUCCCCAUGCCUCCCCUCACCUCUCCAGCAUGCGCAGCGGCCCCUCCCCCUCCCCAGUGGGCUCUCCCGUCGGGAGCAACCAGUCCAGGUCUGGUCCCAUCUCCCCUGCGAGUAUUCCAGGCAGCCAGAUGGCCUCUCAGACUCCGGGUCUCCAGUCUGAACCCGGAUCACACCCUACAAUCAACCAGAUCCCAAUGUCUCAGGAGAGAGGUUUUCUGCCUGGCAUGCAGCGGAACCCUCCGAUGUCCCAGCAUGCAACUCAGCAGUCUGGACCCUCCAUGUCUCCACACCCUUCCCCUCGAGGCCUGGUGCAUCCUGGGAUGGGUCCGAUGUCCCAGCAUGCAACUCAGCAGUCUGGACCCCCCAUAUCCCCACACCCUUCGGCUGGAGGCCAGGUGCAUCCUGGGAUGGGUCCGAUGUCCCAGUAUGCAACUCAGCAGUCUGGACCCUCCAUGUCCCGACACCCUUCGGCUGGAGGCCAGGUGCAUUCUGGGAUGGGUCCGAUGUCCCAGCAUGCAACUCAGCAAUCUGGAACCUCCAUGUCCCCACACCCUUCGGUUGGAGGCCAGGUGCAUCCUGGGAUGGGUCCGAUGUCCCAGUAUGCAACUCAACAGUCUGGACCCUCCAUGUCCCCACACCCUUCGGCUGGAGGCCAGGUGCAUUCUGGGAUGGGUCCAAUGUCCCAGUAUGCAACUCAGCAGUCUGGACCCUCCAUGUCCCCACACCCUUCACCUGGCAUGGGUGCCUACCAGCAGGGCGGCUCCAGCGGCACGUAUGGGCCUCAGAGUGGACACUAUGGACCUCAAGGUAACUAUCCGAGGCCACCAAAUUAUGGAGGGGCACCAAGCGCCAACUACAGUGGAGGAGGUCCUGGCAUGAGCAACAGCUUGGGUAUGAAUGCCAGCAGCCCGAUGCACGGGCAGGGUCCUGGGCAGCCCUGUGGCUCCAUGCCCCUGGGCCGGGGGCCAGCCUCAGGAAUGGCCAGCAGACCGUACCCUGGAAGCAUGAGCAACAUGGCUCCCAACUCUCCCAGCAUGCCUCAGCAGGCCGUCCAGGGGAUGGGCCCCCCUCUGCCCUCCAUCAACCGCAAGGCUCAGGAGGCCGCUGCUGCCGUCAUGCAAGCAGCUGCCAGCUCCGCCCACAGCAGGCUGGCAUACGUUAAGUCACCUGUCUACCCCAGCCAGGCUGGGUCCGGGGGACCGGGCGUGUUCAUGCAGCAACACCCAAACUACAGUCAGUCUCCCAUGAUGCACCAGCCAGACCAGUACAGGCAAAGCAGCUACCCCAGUAUGAAUCAAAGUGGUAUGAUGGGCUCAAACUCCCCCUGCAGCCAGCCCAUGAACAACAACUCGGGGGCGAUGAACCCACAAGGCCCUGCCUACGACAUGGGCAGCAGCUCUGCAGGUCUCAUGGGUCUUGUAGGGGACAUGAUGAAUGCUGCUGACCCAAAGCUGCCCCGGAAACCAGAGAUCAAAGAGGCCAGCAUCCCUCCACCGGAGACCAAGACCAGGGCAUCUUCUCUUCAGCAUGUGGACAGCAUCCCUCCACCGGAGACCAAGACCAGGGCAUCUUCUCUUCAGCAUGUGGACAGCAUCCCUCCACCAGAGACCAAGACCAAGGCAUCUUCUCUUCAGCAUGUGGACAGCAUCCCUCCACCGGAGACCAAGACCAAGGCAUCUUCUCUACAGCAUGUGGACAGUAUCCCUCCACCGGAGACCAAGACCAAGGUAUCUUCUCUUCAGCAUGUGGACAGCAUCCCUCCACCGGAGACCAAGACCAAGGCAUCUUCUCUACAGCAUGUGGACAGCAUCCCUCCACCGGAGACCAAGACCAAGGCAUCUUCUCUACAGCAUGUGGACAGCAUCCCUCCACCGGAGACCAAGACCAAGGUAUCUUCUCUUCAGCAUGUGGACAGCAUCCCUCCACCGGAGACCAAGACCAAGGUAUCUUCUCUUCAGCAUGUGGACAGCAUCCCUCCACCAGAGACCAAGACCAAGGAUAGCCCCAGCUCUCACAGUAUUUCUCAGCCCCCUACCCCAGGCAGCCUGCCAGCCCCUUCCCCCCUGUCCCCCUGCACCGCUAGCAUCUCCUCAUUUCAUGGAGAUGAAAGUGAUUGCAUUAGCAGCCCGGGCUGGCCAAAGACUCCAGCAAGCCCUAAGUCCAGCUCCUCCACCACCAGUAACGAGAAGAUCAGCAAGCUGUACGAGAUGGGCAGCGAGCCCGAGCGCGGGGUGUGGGUGGAGCGCUACCUGGGUUUCAUGGAGGAGAGGGGGACGGCUGUCCUUAACCUGCCAGCUGUGGGGAAGAAGCCCCUGGACCUCUGCCGACUCUACAUGGCGGUUAAGGAAAUCGGUGGCCUGGCCCAGGUUAAUAAAAGUAAGAAAUGGCGAGAGCUCUCCAGCAUCCUCAACAUGGGCACCUCGAGCAGCGCUGCCAGCUCCCUUAAGAAGCACUACAUCCAAUACCUGUUCGCCUUUGAGUGUAAAGUGGAGCGCGGAGAGGAGCCGCCACCCGGAAUCUUUGCUGUGGGAGACAACAAGAAGCAAGCCAGGAUCCAGCCGCCAUCUCCUGCCAAUUCAGGCUCCUUGCAAGGCCCCCAGACCCCACAGUCAACUGACAGCAACUCCAUGACUGAAGCUCCAGGAGAACUCCAGCCUCCAGCCCCAGUCUCUGCAGCACAUGGGCAGAUGCCACCCCUGCAGGGUAACAGAAGCAGUGCGGUCAGCGUGCAGGACCCCUUUUCCGAGGUCAGUGACCCUGCAUUCCAGAAGCACAGCACUCCGUACCAGCAGGGGAUGACCACGCCUGAGGGGGUGAUGAGGAUGCACUUUGAAUCCAAUAAGGGUCCUCUUGGUGGGAUGAGAAAAGUGCCUGGAAACAGUGAGCCCUUCAUGAGUCCAGCACAGCUGUCCAGCAGCGGGAUACAGGACAUGUACAGCCGGCCCCCCUCAGCCGGGAUGUCCAGUCUGGGGAUGGGGCAGCGGCAGCAGUACUCCUACGGGCCGGGGUAUGACAGGAGACCAGAUCAUGGGAUGGGCCCAGAAGGUAGUUUGGGGCCCACUGGUGGUCAGAGUAACAUGGUGCCUUCAAACAGUGACCCCAGCAUGUACUCUCCACACCGACACCCUGGCCAGCAGAGACAUGACCCCUAUGGGCAGCAGUACUCAGGACAGGGUCCCCCCUCCUCACAGCUUCCAUAUGGGUCACAUCAGCCUGCCAUGUUCCCUCAGCAACAGGGCUACAAGCGUCCCAUGGAGGGCAUGUACGGCCCCCCAGCCAAGCGCCAUGAAGGGGAAGUCUACAGCAUGCAGUAUGGCAGCCAGCACCCAGACAUGUACAGCCAGUAUGGCAGCAGCUUCUCUGGGCCCGAGCGGCGGCCCAUUCAGGGACAGUAUCCCUACCCUUACAGCCGGGACAGGCUGCAGAUAUCUGGGCAACCCCCCCCACAGCAGCACGGUAUGCUGAGCAGCCCCCUCCAGCACACCUCCAACACUGGCACGGGCCCCCAGCAAAACACGUGGCCCUCCAGGACUGAUCUGCCAUAUCCCUACCCCAACAGACAAGGACCCGGGGGAUCCUCCCAGGGACCUGUCUACCCUGGUGUGGGCAGGGAGGAUGACGGCAUGGUCCCUGACCAGAGGCUAAACCCAGAGAGCCAAUGGCCAAGUCACGUCAACCAGCGACAAUCCCCCUACCUGCCCCCUUCCUCCGGCUCUCUGCCCUCCAUGACCUCACGACCCCCCCAGCCCUCCUAUCAGACUCCUCCCUCUAUGCCAAACCAUAUCUCCCGGGCGCCUAGCCCUGCCUCCUUCCAGCGCUCCCUGGAGUCCCGCAUAUCCCCCAGCAAGUCACCCUUUCUACCAGCCCUGAAGAUGCAGGUGCACCCCGCCCCCGCGUCCCACAUCAGCGGCCCCGCGGCUCAGCCACCAAUCGGCAGGCGUGACAUGGGCUUUCCCCCCGGCUCUGCGGAGGCGACUCAGCCUGUCCUGAAGCCGCGGCGCAGGAUCACCUCCAAGGACACGGCAACCCCAGAGGCGUGGCGUGUGAUGAUGUCUCUAAAAUCCGGCCUCCUGGCCGAAAGCACAUGGGCUCUGGAUACCAUUAACAUCCUUCUGUACGAUGACAGCACGGUCGCCUCGUUUAACCUCCUGCAGUUGCCUGGAUUCUUAGAACUCGUGGUUGAGUACUUCAGAAAAUGCCUGAUUGAAAUAUUCGGCAUCCUAAAGGAAUAUGAAAUUGGUGCUCCAGGCCAGAAGGCUCUUCUUGAACCGGUUUCCAUUAAAAAGGAGAACAUUCAGUCUGAAGCGAGUGAUUGCGGGACAGAGGAGGAUAAAGCAAACUGCAAGGAGGAGCAGACUCAGGAAUCGGAUGAGCCUGAGAGAUCUGAGAUCGACGAGGAGGAGGAGGAGGAGGCAGAGGCAGAGGCAGAGGCAGAGGAACAGGAAGAGAAGAGGGGGGUCGACACUGGACAGGAGACCUUGGACAAGCCCGAGGAGAAGCCAAAACAAGCCAGCAAGUUCGACAAGCUGCCCCUGGAGCUGGUGGAUGCAGAGGAUGACUUUGUGGUGGAGCGUUCGGAGCAGCUGGGACACGUCCAGGAGUUCAGCAGCGGGCUCCUCCAUUGGAAGAUCGGGGGAGGAGACUCCACGGAACACAUCCAGACCCACUUUGAGAGCAGGAUGGAGGUGGCGUUGAGGGGGAGGCAUGUGGACUCCUGUGCCAACCCAGGCUCAGAGCACAAGAAAAAUGAGCAAGUGGAAAUGGAGGAAGCAGUGUCAGAAGAGCAAGUGGAGAACAGCAUCACGGCAACCAUCGAUGACGUGCUGAGUGCCCGCCCUGGAGCUUUCACAGAAGGCAAUCUGUUUCCGACCUCCACACACCCUGACCAGCCGCCCUUACGUAUCUGUCAAGCCAAGAGCCACGGAAACAUCAAGCUUCUGGAAGACGAGCACAGGACUCGAGACGAGCUGCCUCUGUCCACCAUCGCCAGCUGGCAGGACUCUCUCACCAAGCGCUGCAUCUGCGUGUCCAACAUUGUGCGCAGCUUGUCCUUUGUGCCGGGAAACGAUGCUGAGAUGUCAAAACACUCUGGGCUGGUCCUGAUCCUGGGGAAGAUGGUCCUUCUGCACCAUGAGCAUCCCGAGAGGAAGCGAGCCCCCCAGACCUACGAGACUGAAGAGGCGCAGGACAAGGGACUGGCGUGCAGCAAGGACGAGUGGUGGUGGGACUGCCUGGCAGUCCUGCGGGAGAACACCUUGGUCACCAUGGCUAACAUUGCGGGGCACCUGGACCUCUCUCUUUACCCACAGAGCAUUUGCCUGCCCAUCCUGGACGGCCUACUCCACUGGAUGGUCUGCCCAUCAGCCGAGGCCCAGGACCCCUUCCCCAUGGCAGAGCCGAGCUCAGCCCUCACCCCCCAGAGACUUGCGCUGGAGACCCUGUGCAAACUUAGCGUCCAGGACAGCAACGUGGACCUCAUCCUGGCUACCGCGCCCUUCAGCCGGCUGGAGAAGCUGUACGCCACCUUGCUUCGUUUCGUAGGAGACCGCAAGAACCAGGUCUACCGGGAAAUGUCGGUAGCUAUUUUAUCUAACCUUGCCCAGGGGGACACAUUGGCAUCACGGGCCAUAGCUGUGCAGAAAGGAAGCAUUGGGAACUUAUUAAGCUUCCUGGAGGAUGGGGUCACCCUGGCUCAGUACCAACAGAGCCAGCACAACCACCUCCACAUGGAGCCACCCAGCAUCAGCAUGAUGUGCAGGGCAGCGAAGGCUCUUCUUGCCAUGGCCAGAGUGGAGGAGAAUCGCUCAGAGUUUGUUUUGUUUGAGGGACGGCUGCUUGACAUUUCCAUAUCCUCUGUGCUGAACUCCACAGUGGCCUGCAUCGUUUGUGAAGUACUCUUUCAGAUUGGACACUUAUGACAGCAGUGGGAGGCCAAGCAUGUGUGAGUGGAGACACAAAAACAGGUCACAUAUAAUUGGCUCUAUAUAUUUUGUAUUUAUUAUUAUUAUUAAUAAUAAUAAUAAUAAUAAUAAUAAUAAUAAUAAUAAUAAUAAUAAUAAUAAUAAUAAUAAUAAUAAAGAAGAAUCUUGUACCUCUUUCACUAUUACCAUUUGGGAGCUUUAAAAUCAUUUGACAGCGUUGAUAUUUGCUGUGUCUCGCUGGUAUUUGUGAGGGUUCCUCUCUCAUUAAUUUAUUUUUAGAUUUUUUUUUUAUGUUUUUUUUAUAAAUGUUCAUACAGAUGUUUUGUUUUGUUUUCUUUAACAUACAUAUUUAUAUUGUGACAAAAAUUGUACAAUUGAGUUCUUGUGUCACUUACAGAAAACAAAUCACAAUCUCUGAUUGAGACAAGGAAAUAUGUGCACCUCCCAAAUCGCUGUGCAACAGGGAAAUAGAUUGUGGGUUUAUUCUUAGGCAAUAGACCAAUGUGUGCACCAGGGGGCAGUGUUGCAUUGGCCUGGCAGUUAAAAAACCUAUCUGGAUUUUUUUAGUAAUUCACUUCAAUACUGUCAUAGACACAUCCCAUUGAACCUCCUCAAUAUGAGGGUCUCAAGUGGUUUCUGAAGUCAUGUUGUGUUUGUUUGUUUUGUAUUGCCUAUGGCUCAUCGUGUGCAGAAGCUGUGCAGCCUCAGUUCCUUUCUUUUUUGUUAGUAUAUGACUUGUUUCUUUCUCACCCCCACCCUCCAAAGCUGUGCUUACUACAAAGUGAUGGUAGUUUUUAAUUGUUAUUAUUGUUAUUAUAAUGAUAUUAUUCUAUUAUUACUGUUAUUAAUGUUAUAAAUAUGUUGUUAUUCGGGCCAUUUCUCCUACCCAGAGUCUUGCAAGAAGUCAAGCUCAGUGAUCGAGGUGUGGAAGUGAGUAUUAAAUAAAAUGAAGAUUGCGGAUCUCAAAGAUUUCUUCAGUGAUGCAAAUCAGCAUAUUUCUACUUCAGAUAAUGUUGUUUUAAAAUAUAAACUUGAUGUAAAUUCCUUCUUUUCCUGUGGCUUAAUGAAUAUCAUGUAUUCAGUAUAAAGUUUAUACUUUCUGUUCCACAUGUUCAAAGUAAAUGUACAUUAAAUCUUGUUACACACCUUGA